Molecule: messenger RNA, 3524 nt
Organism: Anopheles arabiensis
Lineage: Eukaryota; Metazoa; Arthropoda; Insecta; Diptera; Culicidae
Gene: Faf2
Product: FAS-associated factor 2
Exons: 2
Coding region: 1481-2800 (439 amino acids)
Cellular component (GO): endoplasmic reticulum
Molecular function (GO): ubiquitin binding
Source: RefSeq, a predicted model, not a curated record
ACGCUAUGGCAUACUGCAUUUGCGUAGAGCUGUAAUUUAUGCGUAGACUAUCGAAUUAGGCGCACGUGCUCGCACUGUUGAAACGGGACGGAGCAGUUUCGGUUACAUUGAUUAAUAUAUUAACCAAUAAUUGAUGAGUGUCUGUAUGGUUUGCCAGGCACGUUUUUUCGAAACAUUCGUUCGAGAUAUAUCGGUCAGUUGUAAGUUGCGAUCAUAGCGAUCAGUGACCGCCUCCAAGAAGGUGGAUAUGGAGAUCCUAUAAACACGUUGAUCUUGUAAUACCUAAUUCCGAAUUCAGUUAUUUUCGAUCGAAUUCCACCAACAUAGCCAACAAAACAUGUUUUCAGUCCAAAAAAAAGCGUUGUGUAGAUUUUGAAUUUUCCACCGCCUUGUACAAUUGGCUCAGUAUUUUCACUGGGAAGUAUCGCCGUGGCUGGAAAACAUUCAACUGGUUGCGACUAGAAUCAUUUAGACACAGAAAAUGUGUCGUAUGCGCUUAAAUGACUUGCAAUUAUUCAUUUUAUUUAUUUUUGCCUUAAAAUAGCACAGGAUUAACUAUUUCUUUUAUUUCUACUCAUUCGCAUUCCAAUUUCCUUCACAAACUACGCGCAGUGUAUUGAUCGCAACUGUCAACGCAACAUGACAACGCACCUGACAGCGAAACAUACACGUACCCGCUUCGUUGUCGUACAACUUGUCAAACUUUUGUCAAAAUUUCUAAAUCUAGCAAUUUAGAAACGAAAAAGAAAAGAAAAAGCAAAGUGAUUUCUAUUCCAUUGUGUAGAAUUUUACAUUGCACUCGGUUUGUUUGGCGUAAAGAAGGUUGUCUUCUGCGCACCGACGACUCUUGCUUCACUUCGGUGCCAGUUUUCUACACUGCCCACACGCCAGUCGGUCGGACGGAUUAGCCAACGGGGGCGACUCUUCGGUAGGCAGUCGUCGUAGGAGAGGAGUGCAAUCGCAGCGAUUACUCGACUUGCUCGAUUCGGUGCGACACCAAAACCGAUUCCGCACGGUGGUUCCUGUCCGUUGCCACGGUUCGCAUUGAUUUGUGAUCGACUCCUGUCCCAUUAUCCUUGCCACAUUACGUAAGGAGAAGUGGUGCGAAGACACAGCCUGCGGAGGGGGAAAAGGUAACGAGGCCACCGUUGAUAACACUGCUGCACACCCGCAAGAAGAGGAGUAGAAAGAGGCCGCUGGUGAGGAAGUACACUCCCGAGUCGGUUGGAUGUUUGUUUGAUAAAAAAGUGGUGGCAAAUAUUGCUCCAACCCGUCAAUCCGCCCUUCUGUUGGCCAGAAGAGAGCAGCGCAAGUGUGGAGUGGCAGUGGAGUGGUAGUUCCACCGUACGCAGCUUGUUAGCACAGGUGAUCACACAUCACAGACGGCCAUCCAUCAACGAAGCGGAAACGAUUGGCGUUCGGGCGAAACGGCUGUGGCACGACCACCGAACGACGGCACGAGCGCACCAGCACCACCAGCAUGGAUAACGAUGGGCUGUCGAACGAGCAGACGGAAAAGGUGCUCCAGUUCCAGGACAUUACCGGGCUGGACGAUAUGAACGUGUGCCGCGACAUACUGAUCCGCCACCAGUGGGACCUGGAGAUCGCCUUUCAGGAGCAUUUAAACAUACGCGAGGGGCGCCCGUCGGCGUACGCCACCGAGUCCCGGGCGCCCGCCGUCAUUAACGAUCGCUUCCUGCAGCACGUGUUCUCCAGCGCCCGGACCAGCCCGUCGCGCGAGCCGGGCGGAAUCGCGGGCGUGAUCGGGUACAUGUUUAACUACAUGGUUAACUUUUGGUGCAGCGCGUUCUCGUCGCUGCUGUCGUCGAUCCUGGGGCUGUUCCGCGACCAGGAAAGCAUUCCGGCCGAUCCGCUCGGCGACGUGCUGAAGUUCAUUCAAACGUACAAUGAAAAGUACCCGGAGCAUCCGGUGUUUUACCAGGGCACGUACUCGCAGGCACUGAACGAUGCGAAGAACGAGCUGCGCUUCCUGCUAGUCUAUCUGCAUUCCGAGGCGACGUCCGAGGCGGUCGCGUUCUGUCGCGGCGCCCUGUCCGACCCGCUGGUGAUCGAGUACGUCAAUCGGCGGAUGCUGUUCUGGGGCUGCGAUAUGGCCUCGCACGAGGGCAAGCGGGUGGCGACCACGGUCAGUGUCCGUACGCACCCGACCCUGCUCAUCAUCGGCAUGCGGGCGAACAAGAUGAUCAUUAUGGGCCGGCUGGAAGGUGACUGUUCGGCGGAGGAGCUGAUCCGCCGGAUGGACACGGUGGUGAACGAUAACGAGGUGUGGCUCAAUCAGGCCCGCCAGGAUCGGCUCGAGCGCGAUCUGACGCAAACGUUGCGCCAGCAGCAGGACGAAGCGUACCAGCGCUCGCUGCAGGCCGACCAGGAGAAGCAGCGCCGGAAGCAGCAGGAGCGGGAGGAGGCGAUGCGCAUCCAGGCCGCGAUCGAGGCGGAACAGGCGGCCGAGCAGCAGCGCAAGGAGGACAUCGAACGGUUAAAGCUCGAUCUGGCCCAGCUAGUGCCUUCGGAACCGGAAGCCGGUGCGCCCGACACGAUCAGCAUAGUGUUCAAGCUGCCGAGCGGGCUGCGGUUAGAGAGAAGGUUUAGAAGCACCGACACAAUGAGGGAUAUUUACCACUUUAUUUUCUGCCACCCGGAUGCGCCCGACUCGUUCGAAAUCACCACCAACUUCCCGAAGCGCGUGAUCGAGUGUUCGGGCGACGAGCCGGGACAGACGCUGCUGCUGUCGGGGCUGAAGAACCGCGAGGUACUGUUCGUCGCCGAUCUGGAGGCGUAGUGUGAUAAAGAAUGGAUUGUCGGAACACCAUCACGACCACCACCACGACCACCACCGGCACCAGCAGAAGCAAACACUGCGCGAUGUUAACACCGAUUUGCUUUUUGAACCGUUAAUGCUACUCGCGCACUGCCAGCUGCCAACUGGCGGACAGGAGGAAGAUUUGAAGGGGGGGUUCAACUCGCGAUGGUCGUGGGGAUGGCGCAACGGAUGAACCCGCAGCUACAACAUAUAUACCUUGUAGUAGACGGCCACCGUGAGUGCGAUUCCUUUUUCUCGUUCUUUUCGAAGGCAAACGGUGCAGGAGGAGAGCAAGCGCAAGACAAAUCGGAGAAAAAAGGCGUUUAAUUUUUAAGAAGAUCCGUUUUCUAAGCUUGAAGCGCAACAACUUGUGUGUGUGUGUGUUAGUGUGUUUGUGUGGAGAAAGCACGAGACUUGGUGGCCAACGCGGACGCCGCGCGGUGACAGAGAGAAAGAGAAAAGGGGAACGUUUACAAUACCAAAUGGUAGUAAUUGUGAAUACUUAUUUGUUGCUUACGUGAAACUCUUAACACUGUACAUUCAGCUAGAAUACAGAAGCAUAAAUAGUCUCUAUCGAAUGUUUUUUUUACAGUUCGCUGUAUGGGUUCUUUCGUUUGAAGAUCGCCCUCUAUGGCGUACGGCUUGGCUGUAUAGAGAACUGAAUACGCGUGAAUAAAAUCGAUUUAUUUCCUUUUAUUUUGAA